AUGCCUUGGGAAAGCACGAUCUUCGGCUUCUACACCUGCAAUAGCCCCAACAACAUAGUACCGAUGGAGCGGCAGCCGGUGUACCGCAACGAUGCGUUUGGGCUGCGCACACUACACGAGAAUGGUCGGUUGCAUCUGAAGCCAGUAUAUGGAUUGGAGCACAAUGAUUGGAUACACAAUACAGAGUUCGUGAUAAAUAAUAUCAUACCUUUGAUGUGUGCUAUUAUUGCCUUCCGCGAGCCUGAGGGUCGCUUCUCUCGUCGCCUAAUGUGCGGUCUACCAGUAUCUACCGAGCAAAUGAACCCUAGCAAAUAA
Molecule: messenger RNA, 315 nt
Organism: Sphaeroforma arctica JP610
Lineage: Eukaryota; Ichthyosporea; Ichthyophonida
Exons: 2
Coding region: 1-315 (104 amino acids)
Source: RefSeq, a predicted model, not a curated record